Molecule: messenger RNA, 192 nt
Organism: Penicillium argentinense
Lineage: Eukaryota; Fungi; Ascomycota; Eurotiomycetes; Eurotiales; Aspergillaceae
Exons: 2
Coding region: 1-192 (63 amino acids)
Source: RefSeq, a predicted model, not a curated record
AUGGAAGAAUAUGAACUGGUCAUCUCUGGCGCAGUCGGUGGAACCUGGGCCAAAGAGAGAUUAUACCCCGAUCUCAAGACCAACAACCUGAUCGGAAGCUACGAGCUCAGCGACUUUCCGAUGGAAUUAGAUCGCUUCCAGGUAUCAUCAGGCUCUCAUAACCCCAGGCGAAGUUGUUCAUCAAUACUUUGA